UGAACAAAUAAAAAAUGAGGAAUGGAGUGAUUUAAGAGAAAGUUUAUAUGAAGAUAUUUCUUUUAAUAAUUUGAUUAAUGAAAUAUAUAAAACUCAAAAUUCAACGCUAAUUCCAUUAAAUAAUUCAAAAGCAAGUUUGGUUUCAUUUUUGGAAAGAAAUAAUGAAUCUAGAUUUGUAAAAUUAAAAAAUGAAAUAAAUUUUUUAAAGAAAUUUUGCAAAGAAAUUAAAAGGUUUAAUAAACGUGAGGAUGAAAUUAAAGAG
Messenger RNA from Acaulospora morrowiae, 262 nucleotides. Lineage: Eukaryota; Fungi; Glomeromycota; Glomeromycetes; Diversisporales; Acaulosporaceae. The record is from the annotation of a GenBank genome assembly.